Molecule: messenger RNA, 2172 nt
Organism: Trichoderma citrinoviride
Lineage: Eukaryota; Fungi; Ascomycota; Sordariomycetes; Hypocreales; Hypocreaceae
Exons: 3
Coding region: 1-2172 (723 amino acids)
Source: RefSeq, a predicted model, not a curated record
AUGGGAAAGGGAAAGUCGGCCGUCGAGACAGCUGGCAACCUUCAGAAGCCCGUUUCUCAGGGACUGGACCUGGUUAGUAGGACGCAGAAACCCAGCUCAGAGGAGCAAAGUUCGACCACUGACUCGACGAUCCAGAUGAGUCAAAGUGACAAGCAGCCCCAGGAAGAGGCCGAAGGACAAGCAAAGGAUCUCGAGAAGGACACCGGAAAGGAGGAAGAGGCCCCCAUCUCUAUGGAAGACAAGACAGAAGAGGCGCAAGAGAAGGGCCAGGACUUCAAAGACCAGGGCGAGGACAAGCUCCAGGAGGAAGUCCCCAAGCCCAUGGACGAGGAAGCGCCCAAAGAGGGCGAGACCACCGGUGAUGUGCUAGAGAAGCCCGACGAAGCUGCGGAGGGUGCGAAGGAGGGCGAGAAGCCUCUCGAAGAGCAACAAGACCUCACACAAGAAGAGAAGGACAAGCUGGAAGAAGAAAAGAAGAUUGACUUCUCGGAGCUCAAGGGAUGCAAGGUCAACAAGGCCGGCAACCUCGUCAACAAGGACGGCGACAUCAUCGGACGCUUGAUUGAGGGUGACGCCAAGAAGCUCAUCGGCAAGAGAGCAGACGAGGAGGGAAGAAUCUGGGACGACUCCGGAAAUGUCAUUGGCAAGGCCGAGCCUCUCUCCCACUCGGAGCGUGGCGACGAAAAGGACUUUGCUCCCUUCGAGAACUUCCCCGAUGCUACUGUCGAGGCAGACGGUCGUGUCAUGGACAACGGACGGCAGGUCGGCGUCGUCGUCGAGGGCGAUCCCAAGCGUCUCAAGGGCAGCCGCGUCGACGAAGAUGGCGACAUCUUGGACCGACGCGGAAACGUCGUUGGCAAGGCUGAGGCCUGGGACGAGCCCGAGCCUGAGCCUGAAGCUGCUGUCGACAAGUCUUCGCUGGCUGGAAAGAGAGUCAACAAGGCUGGCAACGUUGUCGACGGCUCAGGCGCCAUUUGGGGCAGAGUCGUUGAGGGUAACGUCAAAUCUCUCGUGGGACGUAUGUGCGACAAGAAUGGCAACGUUCUCAGUGAGUCCGGCGACAUCAUUGGCAAGGCUGAGCUUGUCAGCGAAGGCGAGCGAGAGGGCAUGAAAGAAGGCCCCUUUGCUGAGCUGUCUGGCUGCACCAUUGCCAAGGACGGCAAGGUCGUCACGCCUUCGGGCGAUGUUGUGGGGAGACUCGUCGAGGGUGACCCCAAGAAGCUGUUUGGCCGCUCCGUUGACGAGGACGGCGACGUUGUCGACAGCAAUGGAAACGUCCUCGGCAAGGCUGAGCGCUGGCAGGAGGAGGAAGUUGAGCGGAAGAAGGCUCCUUACGCGGGCCGCAAGGUGAACCGCGACGGCAACGUCGUCGACGAAGAGGGCAACAUCAUCGCCAAGCUCGUCAGCGGCGACAUCAGCGCUUGCUCUGGCAAGGAGGUUGACGAUGACGGUGAUGUGGUCAACUACAAGGGCCAAGCGGUCGGACAUGUUGCCCUCCUGGAGGAUAUCCCCAAGGAGACUGAAGAAGACAUGAAGAAGAAGGAAGCGGCCGAGAAAGACCGCGAGCUGGCCAAGAAGCUGGCUGUCUGUAUCGAGCAGUCUCUCGACAAGGUCCGGCCCAUCUGCAAGAUGAUCACGGACAAGAUCAACACUGCUGAGCGGACGCCCAAGGAGGAGCUCGAUGAGGAGCAGCUGGUGCGCGAGGUGAAGCCCCUUAUUGAGGAGGGAGGCAAGAUCUUGACUGAGACCAACGGCACCAUCCGCGGUCUUGAUCCCGACGGUCGUAUCCAGCGCAAUGCUAAGCACAAGGCGGGCACCAAGGAGGCGACGCCGGAGGAGUAUCAUCUCGCUGAUGUGCUCAAGGAGCUUACUGGCACCGUUACCCAGACUAUCGACAACGCAAAGAGCAAGAUUGAGGGCAUGCCGCACGCCAAGAAGGAGCUCAACCCUCUUUGGGGACUGUUGGCGGAGCCUCUGUUCCAAAUCAUUGCCGCCGUUGGACUGUUGUUGAACGGUGUUCUUGGUCUCGUCGGCAAGCUGUUGAGCGGCCUUGGCCUUGGUGGAUUAGUUGACAACCUCCUCGGAACGCUUGGGUUGAACAAGGUUCUCGACGGUCUUGGACUUGGCAGUGUGACUGGCGCUCUCACUGGCAAGAACCAGAAGAAGAAAUAA